UAUAGGUCAGAGGUCAGAUUUAGAAACAGCAUCAGAUAAAGAUGACAUUAUUUGAGACGAUCUGUUUGAUGUCAGCAAUAUUUGCAGCUGUUUACAUCUACAUAACCAAAAAUUCUAACAGAAAAUCAGUUGAAGAUUUCCCCAUCAGGUUUUCUAAUGAUAAAAACAAGAAUGAAGAAAAGGAACACUAUGAUGUAGCUAUAGUGGGAGCAGGACCAGCAGGGUCAACAUGUGCUUAUUUUCUGGCACAGAAAGGAUGGAAAGUGCUGUUACUGGAGAAAAAGAAAUUUCCUAGAGAUAAAUACUGUGGAGAUGUUGUGUGUAGAACUGCUAUAGAAAUAUUGAUAGAGAUGGGAGUUUAUCAACAUUUGAUCAAAGAGAACAAGGCACAUGUUGUAGAGGGUGGGGGUUUAUGUAGUCCUGGAGGAUUAAGCUAUAUUGGAGGAAGAAAAACAAAAUUUGGAGAAAUACCAGCAGCCAUUGCUUGUAAAAGAAUCUUAUUAGAUGAGAGUAUUGCCAUGGCAGCAAAAAGGAUGGGGGCAGAUUUAAAAGAGAACUGGCCAGUGACAGAAACUAAAUUUGACGAAGAUACUGGACUAUGGACUGUAUACAAAUACGGUACAACAGACACAUUAACCUCCAGGGUGUUGGUAUGUUCUGAUGGUGCCCCUUCAAGACUUGCCACAAAAUUAGGUUUAGUGACACGCCCACCAGAUAGCACAUGUUCCAGAACAUAUGUAGAAGGUGGUACACAUAAAUUUGAUGCUGAUGGUGUAGUAUUUUAUAAUAAAGAAUUAUUGCCAGGUUACUCAGCAUUAUUUAGACAUCCUAAUGAUAUAUUGAAUUACUGUGUAUAUGUCAUUCCUGGAAAUCCUAAAGCAGUUCCUGAAAAGAUAGACUAUUGGCAUAAUUGGCUAAUGAAAAAAGACCCAAACAUUAGCAGGGCACUUGGGGAUAACUUCAAAAUGGAAAAAAUGAAAACAGCCAGUUUAAGACUAGGUGGAGAAAAACGUACAUAUGAUGACCAUGUUUUAGUAGUAGGUGAUGCUGCAGGAAUGAUAGACCCGAUGACAGGUGAAGGAAUACACCAUGCCAUGGAGGGAGGUAAAAUAGCAGCCAUUUUUCUGGAUGAAGCAUUGAAUCAUGGGAAUUAUGAUGCAGAAUGUAUGAAGAUUUUCCAUCAGCGAUGGAUGUCUCAAUUUGGAGAUGAUUUUAAAUGGUCUAUGGUAUUCAGUCAGAUGAUGUACAAAUUCCCCAUACUCCUUGAUGCAUCUACAGCUGCCCUGCAAAGAAAGGGAGAUAAAUUUGUUGCCAAAUGGGCUGAUAUAAUGACAGGCCGAGUUCCAAAGAUUCACAUGUUAAAACCAGAAUUCUCAUUUACAGUUAUAUAUGAAUUGGUUCGAUUAAUAUUGCAGCGACUCAAAGGAUCUAACGGCAAACAGAAGAAAGCAGAAUAACUUGGACAACAAUUAACAAUAUGAUGAAAAAUUUCAAUCAGUAUUAUGAACAUUUUUUUAGUUUUUAUUGUUUAAGAUUGUUAUGAACCUUUUGUCCAUUAUUGCCAAUGAAAAGUACUCAGAGUACUGGUAUACUUUAAUUUUUAUAUACAUUUUAUUUAUUUAUUACGUGCCUUAAAAGGAACAAAACAUUGUUGAAUUUAAUUGUAAUAAUGUUGAGAUAUUUUGUUUCUUUACAGAGAUGUUAUAGAAUAACAUUGUUUUUGCAUUCCAUGUAUGAAUUUCAUGUUGCCUGGUCAAUACUUUUACAUUGUAAAUCCUAUUUUAUGUUAUUUGAUUGGUCGAUAUGAUUCAGAGAUGUUAAAGAAUUACACUGUUUUUGCAUUCCAUGUAAGUCCUAAGUCAGGAACCUGAUGUUCAGUGGUUGUCGUUUGUUGAUGUGGUUCAUUAGUGUUUCUCGUUUCUCGUUUUUUAAAUAGAUUAGACCAUUGGUUUUCCUGUUUGAAUGGUUUUUCACUAGUCAUUUUUGGCGCCCUUUAUAGCUUGCUGUUCGGUGUGAGCCAAGGCUCCUUGUUGAAGGCCGUACUUUGACCUAUAAUGGUUUACUUUUACAAAUUGUGACUUGGAUGGAGAGUUGUCUCAUUGGCACUCAUACCACAUCUUCUUAUAUCUAUAUAAUUUGUAUGUUGCCUGGUCAAUACUUUCACAUUGUAAAUCCUAUUUUAUGUUAUUUGAUUGUAUUGGUCGAUAUGAUUCAGAAAUGUGAUAGAAUAGUAUUGUUUUUGCAAUUCAUGUAUAAUUUGUAUGUUGCCUGGUCAAUACUUUUACAUUGGAAAUCCUAUUUUAUGUUAUUUGAUUGGUCGAUGUGAUUCAGAGAUGUUAAAGAAUUACAUUGUUUUUGCAAUUCAUGUAUAAUUUGUAUGUUGCCUGGUCAAUACUUUUACAUUGUACAUCCUAUUUAUGUUAUUUUGAUUGGUCAAUGCGAUCAGAAAUGUUAUAGAAUAACAUGGUUUUUGCAUUCCAUGUUUAAUUUGUGUGUUGCUUGGUCAAUACGUUUAAAUUGAAAAUAUAUUUUUAUAUUAUUUUGUCUGGUGAACAUUAAAAGUUCUGUUAUUUAUGUUA
Mytilus californianus (California mussel) is the source of this 2579-nucleotide messenger RNA. RefSeq names its product conditioned medium factor receptor 1-like. The record is from RefSeq and is a predicted model, not a curated record. Bases 42 to 1457 code for a protein of 471 amino acids. Gene Ontology annotation, molecular function: oxidoreductase activity, acting on the CH-CH group of donors, NAD or NADP as acceptor; FAD binding. Lineage: Eukaryota; Metazoa; Mollusca; Bivalvia; Mytilida; Mytilidae. The transcript has 11 exons.